This is a messenger RNA of Aspergillus sclerotioniger CBS 115572, 1614 nucleotides long. RefSeq names its product nucleobase cation symporter-1 family protein. NCBI's taxonomy places the organism in Eukaryota, Fungi, Ascomycota, Eurotiomycetes, Eurotiales, Aspergillaceae. The coding region runs from base 1 to 1614 and encodes 537 amino acids. The record is from RefSeq and is a predicted model, not a curated record. Gene Ontology annotation, cellular component: plasma membrane. Gene Ontology annotation, biological process: nucleobase transport; transmembrane transport. Gene Ontology annotation, molecular function: nucleobase transmembrane transporter activity. The transcript has 7 exons.
AUGACACUCCUCGAAUGGUUAGAAGUCCCCCAAGAGGGUGAGACCAUCGCCGACCGAUGGAUCAACAGUGAUAUCGAACCCAUCAAGGCGGAUCGUCGUCAAUGGGGGUUCUGGACCUUUAACAACUACUGGAUCCUCAUCAACUCCAACAUUUCGACCUACAUGACGGGCAGUUCCCUCAUCGCAUUGGGACUGUCAUGGUGGCAGGCCAUCGUCGCCAUUGUGGUGGGGAAUAUCCUGGCCACUAUUUUCAUCGUCCUCAACUCGCUUCCUGGCGCAUACUACCACUUGGGAUUUCCCGUCGUCAAUCGCUACGUCUGGGGCAUGCAUGGAAGUCAAUUUGUCAUUUGGAACCGCAUCUUUCUCUCCCUGAUUUGGUAUGCCUUCCAGGCCUGGAUCGGGGGUGAAUGUGUCUACGUCUGCCUGCAGGCCAUCUGGCCCUCCCUUGAGGAGCGCAUCCCCAACCACAUGUCCGCUGCUACGGGCAUGACCACCGCCGAGUUUGUGGGCUAUAUCAUCUUCAUGGUCCUCUCGUUGCCGGUGAUCUAUGUGCGACCGCAUAAAUUGCAGUCGCUGUUCUAUAUCUCCGCUGUUAUUGUCAUUGUGUUUGAGAUUGUCCUGCUGGUCUGGUCCCUGGCCACCAUGGGCAGCCAUGGCUUCGGCGAUACCCUAUCCUCUGGCUCGCACGGCUCUGGAUGGAUGAUUGCCUUUGGAAUAAUCAGCACAAUCGGUAGCAUCUGUGCCGGUAUUCUGAACCAGAAUGACUACGCCCGGUUUGCCCGACGGCCACGGGAUGCCAUCUACGGACAGCUCGUCAGCGCUGGUCUGUAUGCCAUCAUCUGCGGCGUGAUAGGCAUUCUGGUCACGGCAGCCACGCAGAACCGCUAUGGCGAGGCGUACUGGAAUCUGCCUAAUCUACUCAGUGCUGUCAUUGAAACCGGGGGCUCCCGGUCCCGUGCUGCUGCUUUUUUCGGGGGCGCCUCGUUGAUCAUCUCACAGCUGGGCGUGAACGUGCCGGGGAAUGCUCUGUCAGGAGGGUUUGAUCUUGCCGCGACGUUCCCCAAGUACAUCAACAUUCGUCGGGGAGCGUAUCUGACGGCACUUAUCUCCAUUGCUGCGAAUCCGUGGAAGCUGGUCAACACGGCGACAGUGUUCGUGACUGUUCUCAGUAGCUAUUCAGUGUUUGUGGCGCCCAUGAUCGGGUUAAUGAUCGCCUCGUAUCUGGCAGUCAAUCAGCGCAAGAUCAAAGUACCGGAUUUGUUUGUCGGAGAUGCCAGUAGCAUUUACUGGUAUACGUGUGGAGUGAAUUGGCGGGCCAUCAUUGCGUGGAUCUGCGGGACCGUCCCUUCGCUGCCUGGCUUUGUGGCAUACGUUAAUCCGUCGAUUCAUAUGCCUGUUGGUUUGACGCAUUUAUACUAUAUCUGCUUCUUGAGUGGCGCGUUUAUCAGUGGCAUGGUGUAUGUGAUCCUGCAUUAUGUCUUUCCCGACCGACGACUACAGGAGUUUGUGGCAUCGGCGCCGGCAGCUCGGGUGUUGAUGGAGGAGUAUCGUGAACGGCUGGAUUCGGUGGAGGUUAUUCGCGUGGGGGUUCCAAAGGUUGCUGCUGGAGACUGA